Molecule: messenger RNA, 1048 nt
Organism: Pseudo-nitzschia multistriata
Lineage: Eukaryota; Bacillariophyta; Bacillariophyceae; Bacillariales; Bacillariaceae
Source: the annotation of a GenBank genome assembly
CCACUGGUACCGUACACUGAUACUUCUGAUAUAAAACUUCGCUUCAACAUCAGUUUCAAAGAAAAUCAUCCGAGACACUUCAACAUCUCUCACGAAAGAAUGAUCCAUCAUUGCAUAGCUGUCCUUGCAGUCUACCCCUCUCAAUCGAUGACAAUUCAACUCUGACCACACCUCCAUAACCCGCAACGACGGACAAUUUUACCCAAUGGUAUUCAAGUUACGCAGCACUAUGAUUUCCGCUCCCGAAAUGAACAUAACGAUCACGCCUCUUCUCCGAAGGAGUCCACUAGAAUACCUAGACACUCAUCCCCAGCGGCUUGGAAAGAAACGCCCCCGCUCAAGCCUCAGCGAAGACAGACAAAGAGUCAGCAACUUGAAAACAAAUAGAAAAGUGCGUUUCGUUAACUUGUCGUCAUCGCUGCCUUUGGGAAAGUCUAGCAGCCAGAACGAUGCAAACAACGUAACUGGCAAAAGUGAAAAAUGUUACACAGACAACGGUCGGACAAGCGCUUAUUCUUCUUUCGAUCACAACAACGUUUGGUACUCUAAACGAGAGCUAGCUGAAUUCACGAGACAAGCCAGAAACUAUGUAUUAGGGAUGGACCAAGAAUGUAAGAACAUGAAACAUCUUUCCUGUACACGAGGUUUCGAACGCUACGACAUUGCCCGUUCUCAACAGAAAACGAUGACGCGCAAUAUAAUUUUGCUUCUUAUGCAACAAAAGACAUUGAGUGACGAAGAGAAGUCACUGAUUGCUCGUCGAUCAUCUGCUUGGGCAGUGGAGGACGCAUUUUUGACCGGGUGCAAGGAUUUUUGCGAGGCCUAUCACCCACAAAUGAGCCAUCUUUUCUCAAACGACGCGAAAGAUGCCGCCAGUGUUCUCAGGGACGUACACGAAAACGCGCGAAAGAGAAUAAAACUGAGUAUCGACCAGAAUGAUGAAAGCUGCAACUGUCGACAGUCUCGUGCAGCUUCAGUUUCAAUACUUUGAAGUACAUUAACAACAUAUUAGAACUUCGGCAGUUACUCAUAAAAUUGAAUUUUGUCC